This is a messenger RNA of Cimex lectularius (bed bug), 718 nucleotides long. RefSeq lists its product as uncharacterized. The transcript has 4 exons. The record is from RefSeq and is a predicted model, not a curated record. Bases 112 to 549 code for a protein of 145 amino acids. Lineage: Eukaryota; Metazoa; Arthropoda; Insecta; Hemiptera; Cimicidae.
UUAAUUUUUUAAAAGUAGGACAAUCGAUUAGAACAUGAAACGUUAGACAAGACAAAUUCAUCUUGCUCCACUGUUUAUUGAUCAGGUCCUUGGUUACGAACAAACUUCUCAAUGAGGAAUCCUUCCAACAGCUCUAAAAUGGAUUUGGACUAUUUCGAUAGUCUCAAGGAAUCUCAAGUUCCGACAUUCCCAUCGGAUGGCAUCUCCGACACGGAUAGAAAGAAAAUCGAUGAGCUCAUGGGCGAAACGUCCAGCGGGAUAAUGAAGAACACAAACUUGCACAUCGACCCAAGUAUAAUAUCGAGGAUAGAUGAAAUAGACAUACAGCUAGCGAAACUGAGGAAUAUUCGUAAUCAUGAAGAGGCGAGGAAAACCCAUAAUGCCAAAUUCAGACAUGAAAUUGAGGAGAAAAUGUCCGAAAUAGGUAGCAGCUUUGACGAAAUGAUGGAAAUUCAAGAGAAACUGACCAAAUCGUUCGGUGAAGAUGAAGGUUUGAAAAAGAUCGAGUACACGAUUGAAGACAGCGAGGAUUGUUCGACUCAAGAUUGAGGCGACAAUCGUUUUGACUUCAUUUUCAUUUCCAAACGAAGCCAUUUCUUACCCUGGCUACAAUUCUUGGCAUGCCCAUCGCUACAAGGUUUCCUGGUCUAAAACUGUUGGACAAAGAUUAAUAAAAAAAUGGGGGCAAUUUAGAAAAUAGCUAAAAAUUUGAUUUGAA